GGACACGCACUGCGACGCUCUGAGGGUCUCCGACGUCCUCUGCAUCCUUCCCGCGCCGAGUCACCUGUCUCCAUGGAGGGCGCGGAGGCCAGGGCGCGCGCCAGUUUCGGUGCCUGGGACUACGGCGUGUUCGCGACCAUGCUGCUCGUGUCCACGGGCAUCGGGCUGUGGGUCGGCCUGGCCCGCGGCGGCCAGCGCAGCGCCGACGACUUCUUCACUGGGGGCCGGCAGCUGGCAGCUGUGCCAGUGGGGCUGUCGCUGGCCGCCAGCUUCAUGUCCGCUGUGCAGGUGCUCGGGGUCCCCGCCGAGGCAGCGCGCUAUGGCCUCAAAUUCCUGUGGAUGUGCGCCGGCCAGCUGCUCAACUCGCUGCUCACCGCCUUUCUUUUCUUGCCGAUCUUCUACCGCCUGGGCCUCACCAGCACCUACCAGUACCUAGAACUGCGCUUCAGCCGAGAGGUGCGGCUCUGCGGGACGCUGCAGUACCUGGUGGCCACGAUGCUGUACACAGGCAUCGUGAUCUACGCUCCUGCUCUCAUUCUGAACCAAGUGACCGGGUUGGACAUCUGGGCGUCACUCCUGUCCACGGGAAUCAUCUGCACCUUGUACACCACCGUGGGUGGUAUGAAGGCUGUGGUCUGGACCGAUGUGUUCCAGGUUGUGGUGAUGCUCCUCGGCUUCUGGGUGAUCCUGGCCCGAGGCGCCAUGCUCAUGGGGGGGCCCCGGAACGUGCUCAGUCUCGCUCAGAACCAUUCUCGGAUCAACCUGAUGGACUUCGACCCUGAUCCUCGGAGACGCUACACCUUGUGGACUUUCAUAGUAGGUGGCACGAUGGUGUGGCUUUCCAUGUAUGGUGUGAACCAAGCCCAGGUACAGCGCUAUGUGGCCUGCCACACGGAGAGAAAGGCCAAGCUGGCCCUGCUUGUCAACCAGCUGGGCCUCUUCCUGAUUGUGGCCAGUGCGGCUUGCUGUGGCAUAGUCAUGUUUGCUUACUACAAAGACUGCGACCCCCUCCUCACAGGCCGCAUCUCAGCUCCCGACCAGUACAUGCCGUUGCUCGUGUUGGACAUCUUUGAGGACCUCCCUGGAGUCCCCGGGCUCUUUCUGGCCUGUGCCUACAGUGGAACCCUCAGCACCGCGUCCACCAGCAUCAACGCCAUGGCAGCCGUCACCGUGGAAGACCUCGUCAAGCCAAGGAUGCCUCACCUGGCACCUCGAAAGCUAGUUUUCAUCUCUAAAGGGCUCUCAUUCAUCUAUGGCUCAGCCUGCCUUACCGUGGCUGCUCUGUCCUCCCUGCUGGGAGGCGGUGUGCUCCAGGGCUCCUUCACCGUGAUGGGUGUCAUUAGUGGACCUCUGCUAGGAGCCUUCACGCUGGGCGUGCUGCUCCCAGCCUGCAACACUCCGGGCGUCCUCUCCGGACUGGCAGCAGGCUUGGCUGUAUCCCUGUGGGUGGCCGUGGGUGCCACACUGUACCCGCCUGGAGAGCAGACCAUGGGGGUGCUACCUACCUCAGCCUUCGGCUGCACCAACGCCUCGGCUCUCCUGGGCCCCUCCGGAGCCACCAAUGCCUCCAGCGGGAUCCCCAGCUCUGAAAUGGACGAGCGCCGCCCUGCGCUCGCAGACACCUUCUACGCCAUUUCCUAUCUGUAUUACGGGGCUCUGGGGACACUGACCACUGUGCUUUGCGGCGCUCUUAUCAGCUAUCUAACCGGCCCCACCAAACGUAGCUCUCUGGACCCUGGACUGCUGUGGUGGGACCUCGCUCGGCAGACAGCAUCUGUGGCCCCAAAGGAGGACACCAUCACCCUGGAGGACAGCCUUAUGAAGGGUCCGGAAGACAUCCCUGCUGCGACCAAGAAGCCCCUUGGCCUCCGGCCAGGCGACGAGGCCCACCCGCUGUCCCCGGGGCGCGAUCUGGAGACCAACCUCUGAGGGCAGUGCCCCAGACGACAACAGCAGGCCGCGGGCCAGCAGCUUCCUCCCUGGUUGGCUGGACACGAGUGUGAAAUAAGCUUGACUGACACAGGCCCCGCCCCUGCCGUCCCUGCGUUUCCCACCCGCACCCAAACCAGGAGG
Acomys russatus (golden spiny mouse) is the source of this 2073-nucleotide messenger RNA. It is a transcript of the gene Slc5a5, whose product is annotated as solute carrier family 5 member 5. Lineage: Eukaryota; Metazoa; Chordata; Mammalia; Rodentia; Muridae. Gene Ontology annotation, molecular function: sodium:iodide symporter activity. The record is from RefSeq and is a predicted model, not a curated record. The coding region runs from base 73 to 1929 and encodes 618 amino acids. Gene Ontology annotation, cellular component: membrane. Gene Ontology annotation, biological process: sodium ion transport; thyroid hormone generation; iodide transmembrane transport. The transcript has 15 exons.